AGUCUAUAAGUAAGUGCCAACAAUCCAAACCAAAAAGGUUUUGUUGGCAGGUUCAGAUCAAAACACGAAUGUCUGUUUUCCUUUUUAAAUCGUCUACUAGUUUACCAGCUGUAAAAUGUAUGUUUGUUUUCGUAUUGUAUCACAGAGAUAUCUCUGCUAGGGGUGCUAGAUAACUCUAUUACAAUGACUGAAAAUUAUGUUUUAAAUCAUAUUCGUCGGGAGAUUGUAAACGUCAAUUUAUUAGUCAAAGCUCUAAUACAGGACAUAAACCACUGCUGCGGGCCACGGGAGCUGCUGAAUGAGCUGAACAGCGAGGGGCGGGCCAAGCUGGCCACGCUCCGCCAGCACAUCAACCAACUGGAAGCCCUGGCACGAGACGAAGACAAGCCGUCCGCUCGGGCAGCUCUGCUGGAGGAAGUGGAGGGCCACAGGCAGCAGCUCACCAGCUCGUAUGCAGCCUUCCGCAAGGCGAACGUAGCGUGCCUGCUCAGUCUGGACCGCGCAGACAAGGAAGAGCUGCUGGAUGCUGCGGGAGAGGAGGUCGCCCUGAGGCACAGGCAGCGCCGGGACAAGGAGGGCCUGGUGAAGGCAUCGUCGAGUGUCACGGACCAGUUGCUCUCCAUCAGCAAGAACCUGGCGGAGACCGCGCAGCGCAGCGCCGGCACGCUGGACUCCCUGGUGAACUCGUCGAGCAAUGUGCACGACACACAGCAGGAGCUGUUGACGACAGGAAGCGUCAUCUUGCAGUCCAGCAAGCUGCUCGAUAAGUAUGGCCGUCGAGAGUUCACGGACAAGGUUUUGUUGUUCUUCGCGUUUGCCUUCUUCCUUGCCUGCGUUGUGUACAUCAUACAGAAGAGGCUCUUCUGACGGGCGUCAUGAGACAGUGGGGGCACCACGCCGGAACACACCAAAACCAGAGAGCUCUUCUUCUUGUUAGUAAUAAUCAUUGACAUGUGUAUUUUAUAUAAUCAGUCUUAUCCUAUACAUGGCCUCUAGCUAAGACAACUGUAUUCGUGGGAAGGAAAAAUUUAGAUUUUUUACUUUCAAGUGCACUGCUGAGGAAGCUGGCUAUUAAGGACAAGAAUGUUUUGUAAUUUAGAUUGAUGACUGGAUGCAGUACCCGGUGUUGCUCGGGCUGAACACAGGAUGAUAUAUUUUCCGCGAAUUAAAGCAAAAUACCCGAAGUUUCUUCUUUCCACUUGAAAGCUUACAAUGUAUAUACAUUUUUCAUCCAUUCUCCCUAUGUAUGAGAAAUAAUUGAUGGUUAUUAUAAUCAAUAAAUGGGUUAUAAUCAAAAGUGGCAUCUUGAAACAACUUACAUUUACUCAUUGUAAACGCAUGUCUCCUUCCGGUCUGCCGUUCAGCAUUUGAAACACUUCGUCUUUGGGUUUCUUCAGGCGUCUAUGCAGCUAUCGAUGAUGUAUGUCGCUCGGCAUCUAAAACCUGACGGGCUUGAGUCUGCUCUAAGGUCGCGGCAGCCCUUUUAACUGCGUACACUCUGCAUAUAAAAUCUGCCGGGGCUUAAUCUGCUCCUCAGAUUCUUGGUUUAUAGCUACUUUCAUAGCUCGAGCUUGGAUAGAGCUACAUGCUAGAUUAGAUUUACUCUUGCGAGGCAUAUCGGCAUCAGUAGGUACCUUAAAAAGAACAAAAAUAAGUGUAAGAAAAUUUUUUUCCUACAAUGAAGCUAUCUAACGUUUUACAGAAAUCUCAAGUCUACUCACUAACUACUUAAUAAGAAUCAGACAGAAAAAUAACUAAGUAGGUUACUUUACCUACCUUCCUAUUAAGAAAUUACAUAUAUGAAAACUACAACAAAUGAACAAAACUAUUUUAUUUAAAGUAGGUAUAACUUUGUACUAAAGUCCGGACCAGGAUCACGAUAAAAUCAACAUUUAUUACUUUAUAGGUUAAACAUACAAAAUACGUAAAAUAACAGUAAAUAGGUAUUGCUUUUCUUAAUUGAGAUGGAAAAAUGUCCAAAUUUCUGACUUUAUAGGUUAAACAUAUACCAUACAUAAAAUGACACUAAAUAUUGACUUUCUUCAUAGAAUUGAAGAAAAAAAUGUGUAAAGAUUUCUAACUUUAUAAGUUAAACAUACAACAAAAAUACAGCAAACCAAACUUAAAACAAACAAAAAAAAAAAACAAGCAUUUUUAUUGAUUUGUCUCCAUGGCAACGGGUGUUUGUAAUGCAAUCUAUCGGCACUCAAAGAAAACUUACCAAGGAGAAGGUUGUACAUGACCGUGUGGCAGACAUAGAGAAAUAAUACACACUCACUUAUAGUAUCUCUAUUACCUACCUCCUAUGACUUUCUAUUAUAAAUCUGAAUUUACCUCUUUUUCACUCCCUUAUGAUGAACUUUCAUAAUUAUAUGUAGUCUUUGUCUUAUUUCAGGAUAUGAGGUGAGCUAGCUGCGUGUCAAAUUUCACUCAAAUCUGUUGAGCCAUUGAGGCGUGAAAGAGAGAAAAAAAAAAGAAAUUAUUUAUUCCCCAUACAAACUUUCAUCCCCUAUUUCACCCACUUCAAAUUUUAUUUUAAUGACAAAAAGUAGCUUAUGUCUUUCUCCAAAGUCCAAUCUAUUUUUAUACCAAAAUUUAUCAAAAUUGGUUCAGUGGUUUAGGCAUGAAAAGGUAACAUACAGAUUGAGUUACUUUUGCAUUUAUAAUAUUAGUAUGGUAGUAUGGAUUAUUAUUAACAUAUUAUUCACAUUUUCAGAAGAAAAAUGAAUUAUACAGAAAAUAAAGAAGGUGAUGCGAGCACUCUUACGAGAGCACUGUCUAAGCUUGCAGUGACACUGCAAGAGAACUAUUGUUAUGAGAUUGUAACUGUAUUACAGUUUCCAUGAAAAGACUAUUGUAAGAACAAAUUGUGAGGGAAAAUGUAUGGCCGUCUGCAUUGUAGAUUCGUAAUGCUGAGAGUGCACAAGACACCGGAGGCAGUAGACAUUAUUUCUCCAUGUCGGUCAUGUGAAAGUACACUCCCAGCCGCAAGCAUAUCAAGACAAGAUAUUAGUAUUGGAGUGCAUCUGAGCCCCUCACACACUGACAGGAGAUACUUCUGGCCGCUGUUUUCCACUAGUUCGAAAAUAUGUUUUGGGAAAAUUUACUUAGGCAGUUUUUCCAUAAACAAAAUCCCAUCUUAAAAGUGUUAUAGUUUUUUUGUUAUAACUUAUUGUUUACACGAAGUAAAAUGUUUAUUUAUGAAUAAAAUUAUGAAAAAUAGAAGAUAAUGUGACUUGCAUAUUUUUCUGUUAAGCUUAUCCUAUAAACUAACAAAUGUUAUGUAUGUUUAAAUUAAAUAAACUUUCAAUAAUUUACGAGUUAAUCAUGUAAGUGAAUUAAGGUUUUUGGUUUGCUGUGUUUAGAAAGUACGGUGUACAUUUACAAAGGAGUUUUAUUGAGGUGAUUCAGAAAUGUAACCGACACAUUAUAAGCUAUUGUUACCAAUUAACAUCUUUCCUCGAGCCUGUUGUGCCAUGUUUAUUGCUUGUGUGAUGGUCACCGCCUUCGUGCGUGCUGAGUCUGUUUAAACAGCAGGCCGGCUGUGUUAUUCAGUGUGUCUGGUUUUUGAGUUAUUCUUCAGGGUUUUAACAUUUAAAUAAUAAUAUCAUCAAUCUAUCAAUCAUUAUUCAUCCCAUCAAUCAACAUCUAAUCAGUCAUAAUCUAUCAUACAUCAAAUCGAUCAAAUCAAUCAUCAAUUAUCAUCAUCAUCAUCAUCAUCCAUAAUCAUCUAUCAUCUUCUGUUACUUAACCAUUUCUCAUCCUUCACUCUAAUCCAGUCUUCUCUCUCCUGCACUUCUUUAACUACCUGCUCUUCCCACCUCCUCCUUAAUCUUCCUUGGGGUCUUCUUCCUGUGUACUUUAACUUCAUCAUUUUCCUUGGCAGCCUCUCUUUUCCCAUUCUCUGAACAUAGUCAUACCAUCUCAUUCUUGCUUUUUCAGUGAUCUCAUUCAAGUCCUGUACUCCUGAUCUUGUCUCACCACAUAACUGCCAAAAUACUCCUCAUAAACUUAAUUUCUAUUGCUCUGACCCUCCCAGCAUCUCUGCUCUGUAAGUAACUAUGGGUACAUAUAGUAGGUAUUGUACACUUAUUUCCAUUUUAAAUGGAACCUCUCUCUUUCAUUCCAAAAUUCUCACACUUGUAGAUUGCAUGCAUCUCUUUGUUGUCCUCUUCUUACAAUUUCCUCCUUGUUUUUGCCCCCUCACUUCCUAGAAACCUUCCUGGAAACCUUCAUGUAUUAAGUAUCUACAAUAAUAAAGUUGUUAUUCUAUCACAACAUUCAUAUUUGAUUAUGUUUGGACAGUACCAUCAGAAUUCACAUUAAUAUAAUUUGUAAUUGUUUUAUUUAAUUACUUAGUUAUUAAGUAUUAAUAUUGUUUCUGUAUAAUAUCGUCAUAGCUUGUGUUUUAUAAAAAAAAAUUGUGUGUAAUAAUGUUAUAUGUCUAAACAGAUGUUCUGGACACAAUGAUGACAGCACAGGCAAACACGAUAGGCUUCCUACAUCCAAACAUUUAUAUAAUUAAUAAAUAUAAUAUGUUAUUUAAUGUAUCUCAUGACAGGCAUUUAUAUGUCUAUAUGAGUAUAUAUGCCGACCACUGUUUAUUCCUGCCAGAGAGCAGACGUGUUUCUGCAGGGAUUCAGGUUAAGGGGUGUGGAAUGCCUUGAGAUCCCACUUACUCAGCCUGCGUUUGAGUUACCAUAGCAUCCUCGUCACUUAGAGUAGGGCAGGAUAUAGAGUCCUUAAAAAGCCAUAGGGAAUCUGCCAAAUAGGCAAUGUCUCGCUCUAGGACUGAGUCUAACCAAGUGUUUGGGCCCAUUAAUUAACAUAGUGUGGCACUUAACACUGUUACACGAUAGCAAACUUUCCCAGAUGAAAUACUUAACACCGUGUAGAAACUUAAUAAAAAAUCUAAUAUUUUUUUAGGUAAGAAUUUUAUCUUUACGUGUAACUCAUGUGAUUUAUCUGGUAAAAAUAGAAGACAAGUUAACAUAUCAUUCUCAAUUCAUGUAAGAAAUAAAUACUUUUAAUCAAGAACUGGUGUGUUACGAAAAUUGUCACUAUGCUAAAUGAAUGUUUUGGACUGAAACCAUUAAUGCACACACUGUGGUUAAGUCUCCAAUUGGAAUUGAGGUAAAUAACUCCAAGCCUAGUCAAUUUCAUAAAAACUAUUUAGAAAAUGCGAAGUAAACAAAUUUCAUUACAUUUUCUCUGGUCUGUAUAGACACUUUUGGUCAUCACGAGCUUUUCUCUUUACAAAAACAUCCAGUCGUUUCAAAUUACCUAUGGCAUCGGCGAAUGUUUUUGCCACAUGUGGAUCACAAACUUUAAAUGAAAUGCAGAUUGAACUCAGCAUAUUUAUUGCACACCACAUACAUUGCUAUCUAACAUACAAAAAAACCAUUUUUACAUCAAUCACAACAUAUUUUAGUAUCUUAAAAUGUGUUAAAACCUGAUUCAUCUAUUUUAUCUAUAAAUAAAUGAUUUUUAAAAAAAUAGGAAAGAACACGCUCUCCAUUAUUGCAAUAUAAAAUAUUGUUUUGUUACACAAAAUAUAACAUCUGUUACAACAUUUUUGGACCAUCAAGUUACGUGCGAGCACCUUUCGACAUGCUGACAGCGCAUUACCACAGGUCGUCAAACACGGAGAAAGAAGCGAUUAUGUUCUCGUCCUGGAACAGAGACAAUGUACAUGGCGGAGUAAGCUCAGAAGCUAGAUGUGCCUGUCAUCGUACCCUCUGAGGAAAAAUAACUUGGGCAUUGAUACUCAUGUACCAUGAGUACAUGAGCAAUUAUUUCAAAAUUAAUUCUACAAUAACUCCCAAUGAUAAAACAAAAUACAGUUGUUUAUAAUAAUAAAAUUUUGUCCAUUUAAUUAUACAGUAAAGUAGUGAUAGUGUUUAUAGUUAUAUUUUCUGGAUCAUCUGUACUGUCAUUUGUUUUUAUUAAUUUUGUAAACAAAAAGUACAAAACAUUAAUGCAAGUACUAUAAAUAAAUAUAAUUUAUUUUAACAACUAAUUUGUAAUGCAUAUUAGAAUUAUGCUUGUAAACAAAGAUACAUGUCCAGUCGAAUACGACUGGAACAUAUUGUGAUAUGCUGCCAUUUGUUCUGUUGGUUUGUGUGGAGAAUUUCUCACUGUGCGUGUCUCGUAAUGAAGUGUAUAACCACAAAAACAAAUACAACAAAUGGUCGCAUCAGUGGGUUAUAAGCGUAACUUGUAACUGUUAUAACUGGGGUUUAUCAAAUAUUCCUAUUUUAGGGUAUUGAAUAGAUAGGUUGGUCUAUAUUCAAUGUCAGAAUGUUUUCAGGUCAAUGCGGUACUCCAUGAAAAUAUUUUUUUUUUGUGUUCCACUUUGAAUGUACACCAUGCCACCACUUUGAAUGUACACCAAUUUUGUGUUCCACUUUGAAUGUACACUAAUUAAAAAGGAAAAACAUAUUUUUUAUUUAAAGCAAAAAAAAUAUUGGAUAGCAUUAAUGUGUUUGUCAAAUAAAAUAACAAUUGUUAUUUACUUGACUGAAUGUAUAAUUUUUUUAUAAUCACUUACCUUUCUACUGAAGCAAUUGUAAUUGAUCCGGUGGCUUUUAUAAUAUAAUAUUCUUAGACAGUACAAUACUUUACCAGUACAUCUCUGAUAACGUACUAUUUCAUAACGGAAAGUUUUUCUUUGAGCAAAUUGUAUCAAUUAUAAGUUUGUGCCUGUGCAUGUGAUGUACCUUGGAACAGUAGUCGAUGAAUUCAUCGAUUGUGAUGACUCCGUCGUUGUUGAGAUCCAGUUUCUGAAACAUGACAGAAAAAGUUGCCCAUGUGUGACUAAGACCAGAAUGAGGGAGGUUGGCUGAUUUUAGCUUGUUUUCUAUGUGUUUGUGUAUUCAUCAUCUUUGUCCAUUUUUCAGCUCUAUGACAUGCAGAGCAAACUAGCAAUGGAGUUUGUUAAAAUGAUGAUUUAAAUGAGAAGCGAACCUGGAAGAUGCUGUUGACAUGCGUGAGGGUGGACUUUCGUGGGCGAUCGCGCUUAUCGCCCAACAGGCUGUAUAUGGCCGAGAUCACUUCGAGCAUCUCCUGCCGUGUGAUGAAGCCAUCGCGGUUCACAUCGUACAGCCUGUGCACACGCACGCACACACACGUCACAUCAUCGGGCCAGAGAGUGGCAAAUACAAUCAUCACGCAAGACUUUGCCUGGACUUUCAGUGUGCACAGUCGUAAAAAAACAACUUGUAAAAUUAUAAUCUUGUAGCUGCCAGAGUUUAAGUGGAAUUACUAUUUAACAUGCUGUGCAUUGAUUUAAUACUAUAAGAAUAAAUUAUUAUGCAUAAAAAUUAAAUAUAGACUUAAAGGUUUUAUACUACCAAUUUUAUUUUACACAUUAAAAAAAAUAUAGGAAUAUUAUUGGGGAAGAGUGAGGGACUAAAGAAGCUUAAUAAAAUUAUGCAUCCUACGUGCUUGUUACGAUGCCUCUGUUCAAUUAAAGCAAUAUCAACUGGCAAUGGCAGUGGUACAAUUUCUCAAAUACACACAGAAACAUGGCCAGUGGUGCCAACUCACGAGAACGCCCAGCGACAAGGGCAGUGGUGCAAACUCACAAGAAUGCAUAGUGGCAAUGGCAGUGGUGCCAACUCAUGAGAACUAUCAGCAGCUAGAGCAGAGGUGCUAACUCACGAGAAUGCCCAGCAGAGUCGCUCCUGCAGCGUGCCCUUCAUGAUCAUGGACAGGCCAGCCAUGAGGUCGCGGAAGGUGACAGUGCCUGUCUGGCUGCGGUCCAGAGUCGUGAAGAUGUAGUGUGCAUACUGGCUGGAAUCUGCAAGCACACAAUUCCACCUCAGAGAAGUUCAAAUCAUUGAAGGAAUGUAGUCAGUCAUCUUUCUGCUUAUAGACACCAUUGUAUCAGCGAUAUAGAACAUGUGACCUGGGCCAUCGAGAGGUGAUCACUGUGUAAGGAGGAAAGGGAACCCACAAUCUUGAGACUGAGCAGCAGGAUUGCCCCCCUCCCCCCCUUCCUUCCUAGUUGAAUUUUAUGAUUUUUAAAUGGAUGGGCUUUAUUUGAAUGUAGUACAAAAUCAGAAGAUAAUUGCUAAUAUACAAGUUAUGAAAUAACUGCGCUUCACAUUCACAGUUAUGGCCAUAAUAAAGUUUACAAUCAUUAAUUUUAUAUUACUAGUGAGGUUGAAAAAGCUAUACAUUAAUUAUUGUGAAAAGGUAGGGGAGGGGAUGAGACGACAACAAUUAUUUUCUCCUGGGCCCUUAGUUUCUCUCAAUGGCCCUGCAUUUUAACAAAAAAUAAUAAUUUAGGAUUUUCUAAUGCAUUUUCUUGUAUUAUUAUAAGUGGUAGCACAACAUUAAAUAGUUUGUCUUUUAUUCGAAAGGACUUGUGUUCGAAUACUGAUCCCUCAAGCCAUGGCUUCGCAAAAUCACCCAAGUGAAUCCUGGAAUGGUUCCUUUGGGCCAUGUCCGAUUCCUUUCUCAAAUUCUCAGAGGCAAUGAGUGGGAGCCAGGUCUACAGUCACUCGCUGUGUUUAACGCACCGCAGGGGAAUAAGUGGACCAGCGGUGAGAUUGACUCCCUGCCGCCCAGGGAAACGAGUGUGAGCGAGGCUCGCUGCCACACGCUGCGGUUCGGGUGGAGCGAGUAACAAGCACCAUAUAGGUGGUUGGAGGCCUCCGAGGCAACGCACUGGCUGGGAAGAGAGAGUGGGACUCGGAGCAAGCGACCCGAGAUGAAUGGACCACAAGCGAGUGUAACUUGCUGCCGGUGGCUUGAGAAGAGGGGGCCACGAGUGGUGGGAAACCACUAGUUGCGGAACCUGGCAGUCCUGGACAUCACUGAAUGAUGUUAUGUGAUUACCGACCCCACAGAUCAUUACGAGGACUUCAACCAUAUGUCUAUGGUUCGGGCGAGCACAAUUUGCAGUGGCUGCCAACAUUGGCUUCAGAAUCACUAAUAUUGUUUGAAUAGAGAAAGUAAAGAGUAAAUAAAGUAAACAGGACACUAGGUUUAGUCAAUGAAUGUGUACUACUCGCAAGUAAUUUGUUUUUUUGGUAAUUUGUGUCUCAGCCAAACAAGUUGAAGCGUACAAUGAUCAUAUAAACAAAGAAUGUAACUCAGUCAGAGGAAACUUCACGUGCUGAGGAGUAAAACAAUGACAUAUUGAAUUGAGUGUUACACAUUAUAAGGCAUGUACAUCGUUUCGCUCCUUAAGAUAGGAUCACCAGAUAAGCAGUGAAUGUUUCACUUGUCCAUGAUCGUCUCCACAGCACUCCGCGUAGCUUACUGUCAGCCUCAAAAACGAAAUGCACAAGAACGAGCCGAGUUAAAUAAAGAGUACAUAUGGUGUAAAGAAGAAAUACAUCCGCAGAAGGAAAAUAUUUCCUGAAGGUGGGGGUGAGGGGAGCAUGUGCACUACCAGACAGAAUCAAGGGGAGUUUGCAGACACAAAAGAGGAGGGGAGGGAGUAAGGAGGGGAAGGGAAGUGACUCGCUACCUAAGAAUCAACCCGACGUGAACGGAAAUAAAAACGUAGCUCUUGCAGUAUACUGCAAAGUAGUGGUAAAUUAAUGUCUGCGUUCUUAAUUCUGAAUGUCAGUACAGUUUUUCCCUGUAUUGUUUGUAUGCUAAAAUGUUAAGAUAUUGAUUAAUAUUAAUGUCAUCCCUUUAUUUGUUGUCAGGCUUAAGACACAACUUAGGAGGUUCCUGAAUAACAGCAAGUCCGUCUGUAUCAUGAGAAUCAUAUGUUUACUUUGUUGUGUAACCUAUCACUUGGAAAUAAAUGUCAUGUUGUGGAA
Molecule: messenger RNA, 9782 nt
Organism: Bacillus rossius redtenbacheri
Lineage: Eukaryota; Metazoa; Arthropoda; Insecta; Phasmatodea; Bacillidae
Gene: Sec20
Product: vesicle transport protein SEC20
Exons: 5
Coding region: 184-867 (227 amino acids)
Biological process (GO): retrograde vesicle-mediated transport, Golgi to endoplasmic reticulum
Cellular component (GO): endoplasmic reticulum; SNARE complex
Molecular function (GO): SNAP receptor activity
Source: RefSeq, a predicted model, not a curated record